Acanthopagrus latus (yellowfin seabream) is the source of this 3328-nucleotide messenger RNA. RefSeq lists its product as uncharacterized. Bases 131 to 2332 code for a protein of 733 amino acids. NCBI's taxonomy places the organism in Eukaryota, Metazoa, Chordata, Actinopteri, Spariformes, Sparidae. Gene Ontology annotation, biological process: lipoprotein metabolic process; lipid transport. The record is from RefSeq and is a predicted model, not a curated record. Gene Ontology annotation, molecular function: lipid binding. The transcript is spliced from 6 exons. Gene Ontology annotation, cellular component: extracellular region; membrane.
GGCACAACACAGAGCACUUCCUGAGAAAAAGGGUUGUUGUUUAUCAUACCUUCUGAAAUCCUUCUCAUAACCUACCAAGAGUCUUUCCACUGUCCUUGAAAACUUGACACAUAAAACUGAUGGUACAGCAAUGAUGAGUGGACAAAAGUCAUGCUAUGAGCUUACAAUAGAGUUACAAGGACACGCAGACAGCGUACCAAGUGAAGAGGAACCGAUGUUGGUGAAAAGUGGAGCUGAAGGCGGCCAUGCUGCUUCCUGGUCCGGUGGCGCUGAAGGCGGCCGUGCUGCUUCCUGGUCCGGUGGCGCUGAAGGCGGCCGUGCUGCUUCCUGGUCCGGUGGCGCUGAAGGCGGCCGUGCUGCUUCCUGUGAGGAACAACAGGAGGAUUUGUGCCAAUACACCACAGAUACCCUCACCUAUAUUGAGACAGUGAAAGGAUUCUGUGAGGGGUUCUAUACAUGGAUGGAUGCAAGGGAGGAAGAGUUGUCCCAAAUGGGGGGCAUCAAAGGCAGAGCUGUCAAAGCUGACCUGAGCCUUAGCCAUGUUAUGUGGCUAGUGGUGAGAGCUCUGUGGGUAUGUAUGAUGACUCCGUUUGAAUGUCUGAAGGCUCCAAGGGAAUAUAGGUCAGCUCUGAGGAAAUGUAAGUCAGCUCUGUGCGAAUGUGUGAAGGCUCUGUGCGAAUGUGUGAAGCCUCUAUGUGAAUGUAUGAAGGCUCUGUGGGAAUGUGUGAAGCCUCUAUGUGAAUGUAUGAAGGCUCUGUGCGAAUGUGUGAAGCCUCUAUGUGAAUGUAUGAAGGCUCUGUGCGAAUGUGUGAAGCCUCUAUGUGAAUGUAUGAAGGCUCUGUGCGAAUGUGUGAAGCCUCUAUGUGAAUGUAUGAAGGCUCUGUGCGAAUGUGUGAAGCCUCUAUGUGAAUGUAUGAAGGCUCUGUGCGAAUGUGUGAAGCCUCUAUGUGAAUGUGUGAAGGCUCUGUGGGAAUGUGUGAAGCCUCUAUGUGAAUGUAUGAAGGCUCUGUGGGAAGAAAAACAUGAGAACACGCACACCCAAGAGAGUAUAACAAAAGAGCAUGAAACACCAGAGACAAAGCUGGCUGAUGAGUUGAAGAAAACUCUGGGAGGUCUGAAGGAGCUCGACCGCUUCCUGGAGGCAGUUGAGAAGUUGGCGGUCACCUCACUUCAUGUGUUCAUGGAGGAGAACCAGGUGUUACAUCCGCCAGAGAGGUUUAGCCCUAAAUGUGUUCAGGCUGUCAUCAUCGCUGCACGACAAAUCUGUCCUCUCCUCCUCGAGUUCAAAAGAGAUGCAGGUGACUUCUUCCUCCCCAAACUUCACAAUGUGGAAGUGCUGUCAUACCAAUUGGAAAAAUACAUAAAGACCACUUGGAAGAUCUGUGUGAAGUUGGAGAAAAGUCUAUAUGUCCAGAUUCCGACUACAGAAACUGUUGUGAACCUCCAUGUGUCUGAAGAAGGUGUUCAAGAGAGGCUUUGUGACAUUAAACUGCUAAAUGAAAUCAGGAUGGGCGAGCACUUCCGAACGGUGCUCUUGUUCAAAGACGAGUCCUGUUCGGACUUCAUAAAUAAGUUCAAUAGCUGUGAACCCAGGAUGCUGGAGUCUCUAAAACACCUGGACGAUGCUGCUGACAAUCUGAACUAUCUGAACCAAGUGGUAAAGACCUUCGGUGUGAUAGGCAGCUUGGUGGGGAUAGGUGGAGGUUUUCUUUCCAUUUGCGGUUUGGUAUUGAGUCCUGCAACAGAAAGAGUACCUCGGACAAAAUCGGGGGCAUAUCUGGGAAUUUUCUGCACAGUCAUCAUUGUUCUUGCAUUCAUCAUAGAGUUGAAUUGGGAAUACAAACAAAAAAAGGCCAGUGAACUCUUCCAGAGCUUCAUGAAGGACAUGCAGAGUCUCCAACUUUGUCCGAAGGAGAAGACCAAUCACCAACUGGCCCAAAUACAAGAAAGUUGUGUUGUGGAAGAAAGCAUGGUGUUUAGCAAAGUUCGCACUUUAGUUAAAUCUAUUGACUUUGUUGCUGACAUUGAAGGUACUUCAGAUAUCCCAUAUAUUUGUCAGACAGCAGUCAAAGGACAUUUUAACAAUCUAUUUUUGGUUGGAGCAAAUGUUCUUUCCCUUGCAACGGAUGUCGUCUUCAUCAUUAGGCAUUGCUGCAGUCUGAUCAAAUGCAGCGAGACUGAAGCCUCAGAGAUCAUCACAGCCAGAGCUGCACUUUGGAGAUCACAGAUGGACUCAUGGAGGAAGAUCCAUGACUCUCUAUGCAAAGGUCAGAGAACAUCGGAUGAACACCAAGCUGUCCUGGAUAAGCUAUUUAACCAGGGAGGGCAAUAGAGAGCAAUGACUCCACAAAUGAAAUAUCAGUCUGAUCAAGUGGAUGACAAAUGAAAUAAGAGUGGCAACUGAAGGUUUUUUGUAUCUAAUUAUAUUUUUAUUUUUUGUAACUCUGAGUAAUAUGAAUAAAUCAUGUUGGAAAAGCGAAUCUAACUAAUAUGUAGAUUAAUGAUCAUCAGCAUAGAAAAUCAUUUAAAUCCAUCUAUGCUUAAUCAGCUGUAUUUCUAAUGACAAACAUGAUUCAUUGCGUCUCUGUAUAUUAACUUCAUCACAUGGUCAGUAUGAGUGUUGUCACUAUGAAGCUUGUCUCAAAACAUAAUGCUCGUGUAUCAUUCAAAAACAGAUUCUUUGUUGAGUAAGUGAACAUCUUUUACUAUAAAGCUGCAAUGUGUUGCAUUUUGUAAUUAUUCUAUAGAUAUCUGGCUAUAUUAAAAACAUUUUCUGUCUCAUAACAAACAGACACAUAGUGACAGAUGUAUAUUAGUACUUGGAUGGUUGUUGAUUUGUUUCAAACAAUGUGGCAUUGUGUUUUCCAAAGCUGUAGUGUCAUUAGAGGUGUCUGCUUUACCUUCAUAUUUGCAAAGUCUAAUUUUUGUAAUUUUUUUAAUUAUGUUGCGGUAUCAAUGUUUUCAAUCAUUUUACAACCUGAAUAUUUCACUGGUUAUUUUUCUGUAGGUUGUUAUUUUCACAAGGAAAGACCGUUUGACUUCAUUUAUAUGAUAUCCAAAAAAAGUACAAAAACAAUGCUUGUACUAAACUUUACAAUCAAUAAAGAGGAUUCUUCCAUCUCUUGUAAAAUGUGGUUCACCAAUUUAGGAAAGUUCCUCUGUAAAAACAUAGGUGUUACCUGUGGCCAGGUCAGUGCCCUGUGGGUGUGUCCUCUGUCUCCGCCCUGCUCUGCCUUCCUGAGCUCAGGUGUGGGCAAUCACCUGAGCAGGUGAAAGGAGGCAGUAUCAGGGCGGCUCUCUCUCUCUCUCGCUCUCUCUCUGAUUACAG